AAUUCAUCUGUCAUGUUCGUGAGCAAUGGUGAUCUCAAGUUUUCAAGGGAUAAAUUGAUUAUGGAUGUCAAUUUGAUGCUGAGAAGUCAAGGCAUUUUGAAGAAGGAGAGAGGGAAGAAUUUAAGAAAUCGAAAUAUUGUAAUUAAACCAUUUGGAUUGAAAAGAGAUUAUGAAACAGUGAAUAUAAUUAAUUGGAAAAAUGAAAAAGUCUUCACCACGCAUAAAUCGAUAAGAAAAACAAUAUCAUAUGCCCCAAUAUCCAAAAACAGAGCUGUGUCAAAAGAGAAAUAUCAGUUAAAUUCUCCUUCUGUAAUCAAAGCAAAAUACAAAUUGAUGAGGAGAGCACUUAAGAACCGUUCAACUCAUCAAUCAGUACUAAACAAGACCUCAUUAUCUCUAAAUCGAUGCAAAAGAAAACAAAUAUUGGCAAAAUUCAUGCUUGGGCCUCUCAAAAGAGUAUCUUAAACCAGAUUAUGUCAUUGUAAUAACCUUCAAAUUAAUUUGUUGACAAAGGGUGAAUUUAGAUGU
Messenger RNA from Moneuplotes crassus, 528 nucleotides. The record is from the annotation of a GenBank genome assembly. NCBI's taxonomy places the organism in Eukaryota, Ciliophora, Spirotrichea, Euplotida, Euplotidae.